This is a messenger RNA of Caretta caretta (loggerhead turtle), 1559 nucleotides long. It is a transcript of the gene NSMCE4A, whose product is annotated as NSE4A component of SMC5/6 complex. NCBI's taxonomy places the organism in Eukaryota, Metazoa, Chordata, Testudines, Cheloniidae. The record is from RefSeq and is a predicted model, not a curated record. Gene Ontology annotation, biological process: DNA repair. Gene Ontology annotation, cellular component: nucleus; Smc5-Smc6 complex.
GGGCGAGUUGCUUCCUCUCUGCUCUCCCCGCCCUCCAUUGGCUUCGCGCUUUGGCCCUCGCGCUUCGCCGUCGUGAGAGUCCUAACAACGCAUGACGCUCAGGGCGCCAGUGGCACGCGGGGCCCAGCGCGUUGAGGGCGGCGAUGUCUGAAGAUGCUGGAAGCGGCGGCGACUCCCUCCAGGGCCGGGGCCCGGACUCGGGCCGCAGCCACCGCCAGCCUUUCCCGUCCACCUCUCGCAACGGGGCCGUGCCCGAGCACCAGCAGCGCAGGCUGGCGGGAGGCCCAGGCCGUCGGGGCCCCCCGGAGGCUGCGAACGAAGCGGGUGACGGGGAGGAAGCGGAGUCGGAAGAGGAGUCCGGGCAGGGCAGCGAGAGGGCCGAGCCUGAUGAGGACCACACGGACAGGAGGAUGCUCCGGCAGCAGUAUCGUCAGCUGAUCAACAGAGUGCAGCAGAAUCGUGAGGAUAUGCUGAGUUCAAAAAGCAAUAGUUUGACAGAUGCGCUACAAGAAGCCAAUAAAUUGUUCAGUGGAGUUUCCCAGGCAAGGGAGGCUGCUCUGGAUGCCCAGUUCCUUGUUUUGGCAUCAAAUCUAGGAAAGGAGAAAGCAAAUGAGUUACACUCUGAAAUGACAGUAUUUGACUUGCCAGCAUUUGCUGAAGAUUUACUAACAUUUAUGGGCCUAAAUCGUCUAGAAGGAGAAGAAAAUGAUAGUGAUGAUGAGAGCAUUGCUCAUGGAUUUUUACCUAAUAAUGCCUGGCAUAAACUGGGAGCAGAAGCAGAAAGAUAUUUCAGAAGAUCUCCUUCUUUUCACUACAUGUUGGGAUCCUUCAAGGCUGAUCCUCCUGUAGCAAGGCAACGGAUUGAGAGGCAGAAAAGGAAAGCAGGAACAGAAGAAAAAAGGGCAAUGCCUGCUCAGUUGAAGAAAAUGGAGGAGUCUCAUCAGGAAGCCACAGAAAAAGAAGUAGAGAGGAUCUUGGGAUUGUUGCAGAGCUAUUUUCAAGAUGAUCCGAAUAUACCUAUUUCCUUCUUUGAUUUUGUGAUUGAUCCAAGUUCUUUUGCACGCACUGUGGAAAACAUCUUUCAUGUGUCCUUCAUUAUAAGGGAUGGCUUUGCAAGAAUAAAGCUGGAUCAGGACAAACUGCCAGUAAUAGAGCCUUCACAUGAAGAAGAAGGUAGAGAAAAUGACCAGAAUGCCCAAGUACGGAAUCAAGCAGUCAUAUCUUUGAGCCAUCAAGACUGGAAGGACAUUGUAGAAACUUUUGAAAUCACAGAACCUAUGAUUCCCCCUCCUGGUGUCAGCCAAGAAAAUGAAAGUUAGGUGCCAUGAAGGAAAAAAUGUGUGUUAAAAUAUUCAGAUAAGUUUUAUAUGUAUAUACUGUAUGAUAAAAUUUAUUUUUGAUGAGAACACUAGUUUAGUUUAAAUUUGAUUCUUUUUAUAUAACAAGCUUAUUGUAUCUUUUUAUUUAUACAUGUCAUUUACAGUAGUAAAGGUUGUCAUGAUACAUAAGGCAUUUUCAUCCUAUCAUGAUUUUCUUUAAUAAAGCCCUUCUGUAAUGUU